Ostertagia ostertagi is the source of this 330-nucleotide messenger RNA. The record is from the annotation of a GenBank genome assembly. Lineage: Eukaryota; Metazoa; Nematoda; Chromadorea; Rhabditida; Trichostrongylidae.
AUGGCUGCACCAGUCGUGGCCCUGGCCCGUCAGCUCGCUGAGUCGAAUGCUGAACAGUGCUUGGACAGGGAGGCCAGCAAAGAGGUCAUGGUGGUUGAAAUGGAAGCACCCGGGGCUGAUGGCCCAGAAGAAGUUGAGGAGCCUGCGGACGAGGUCCACGAAGAAAAUGUGAUUGCUGUCCAGGAUGACUCAAGGAUUUCUAUUUCGCUUCCGACGUUCCAGCAGAAGGUUAUUUAUGCUGCCGCUUUUAAACUUCAUUUUGGGGUAAGCGAAGAAAUGGCAAGUUUUUUGGACGAUUUUUUGGCUUUCCUUGGUGCAUCGCUUUCCUGA